Molecule: messenger RNA, 1491 nt
Organism: Schistocerca gregaria
Lineage: Eukaryota; Metazoa; Arthropoda; Insecta; Orthoptera; Acrididae
Gene: Ccs
Product: copper chaperone for superoxide dismutase
Exons: 6
Coding region: 634-1401 (255 amino acids)
Biological process (GO): removal of superoxide radicals
Molecular function (GO): copper ion binding
Source: RefSeq, a predicted model, not a curated record
UAAUUUGACUUGCCAGCGUUCAUAUAUGUGUUUGCUUGCCGAAAAUCUUCAGGACAUCACAGUUUUUGUAAAUUCUGGUUGUGACAGUGAAAAUUUUAAAAUUGUAGAGCACCUCGAAAUUUCAGGUGUGAUUUUGCCAUCUGUGUUUAUACGUUUAUAAAGAAUCAGAAUAUCACAUUUCAAUUACAAAUGGAGGCAACCACGGAAGCUUUAUAGAUUACGAUUGACAGGCAAAACAUGAAGUGCUGAAUCACGGGUGCAACACUGCCAUACAUAUUAAGCUGAUACGUCCGUCUGAUAAUGCUUAAUAUUACGUCUCACGACAGCCUAUUGUACGAAUUCCUUAAACAACCUAGUACAUACUGUUCUGGGGAAAUUCAUGUCGUUACACCUAAAGGAUCGCUAAAAUUUCAAAUCAUUUUGACAUGUGAGCGUAAAAUCAAAAUUUCACAGACUAUACACAAACGUGCCUUUAACAAAACAAGAAAGAUUUACGUAAUACCGAAAUGAAAUUCAUUCAGUAGUUGACUGUAUGCCGGCUGUGAAUGCGUAGUCAUUUGGAACUUUGUUAGAAAAACCCAAUUAAAGAAAAUCGCCGUUCAGUAGUAUUUACAGGUAGAAUUUGCAGUACAAAUGAAAUGUGAUUCAUGUGUGGAGAAAAUAAGGAAAUGCUUGACCAAUGUUGAUGGUAUUUCUAAGUUUGAUGUGUCAUUAAAGGAUGAGUCUGUUGUUUUGGAAACAACCUUGCCAACCUCAGAGAUUUUAGAAAAACUUGAAUCAACUGGCUGUAGAGCUGUCCUGAAGGGUUAUGGUGGUGGUGUAUGUAAAACUGCAGCUGUUGCAAUGGUUGGAAAUGACUGUGGGCGGGCAGAUGGUCAUAUAAAGGGUGUUAUCAGAUUUCUACAACUUGACAAUGAUACUUGCGUAAUUGAUGGUACUAUAGAUGGAUUGGAACCAGGAAAACAUGGCAUUCAUGUAUAUGAAUGUGGUGAUAUUUCUGAUGGUUGUGAAAGCUUGGGUAGGCACUAUAACCCACAGAAUACAACCCAUGGUGGUCCACUUGACAAUGCAGGAUGUAGACAUGCUGGUGACCUAGGGAAUAUCAGUGCCAACAGUGAAGGCCGUGCUGUGUUUCGUUUCACUGACUCUGUACUUAAAGUGUCUGAUGUAAUUGGCCGAUCUGUUGCUGUUACCGACUGUGAAGAUGAUCUUGGAAGAGGAAAUAAUGCAGGCUCAUUAGAAGAUGGCAACGCGGGAAAAAAGAUUGCAUGUGGAAUUAUUGCUCGUUCUGCUGGCCUGUUUGAAAAUACAAAACGUAUUUGUGCUUGUGAUGGUGUAACUCUCUGGGAUGAGAGGGAUGUACCUCUGGCUGGACCUGGUCGCCGUACUGCUAAAGUUUAAGCUGUUCACAUGUUUUAUGUGCAUCUGUAUAAAUUUUGUAAAUAAUGGUUUUCUUGUGCAUUUAAAAUAAAUUUGUUAAUUUCUCUCUGA